This is a messenger RNA of Hypanus sabinus (Atlantic stingray), 2717 nucleotides long. RefSeq names its product gastrula zinc finger protein XlCGF57.1-like. Gene Ontology annotation, cellular component: nucleus. Gene Ontology annotation, molecular function: DNA-binding transcription factor activity, RNA polymerase II-specific; RNA polymerase II cis-regulatory region sequence-specific DNA binding. NCBI's taxonomy places the organism in Eukaryota, Metazoa, Chordata, Chondrichthyes, Myliobatiformes, Dasyatidae. Gene Ontology annotation, biological process: central nervous system development; regulation of transcription by RNA polymerase II. The transcript is spliced from 5 exons. Bases 807 to 2525 code for a protein of 572 amino acids. The record is from RefSeq and is a predicted model, not a curated record.
GCGGCUCUGGGGCACCGGGAGCAGGUGAUCCAAGGCCGUGUGGAGAGCCAAUGAGGUCGCGUCCGCCAUAGACCGACUUUGCGAUGGGCAAAUUGCCCUGGGUCCAGGUCCUCACUGAGACAGGAGUUAAUUCUAGCCAAAACCAAUCUCUCAAAACAUUUCAUCACCGUAGAUGUGGGCGCUACUGGACAGAGGGCAUUAAGACAGCUCAGCCUGCUCUUCUUGGGCACUGGUGUGAUUGUUGCCCUUUUGAAGCAGGUGUAAAGUUCUGACUGUAGCACUGAGAGAUUUGAAAUGUGUUUGAGCCGACCUGCUGGUUGGUUGGCACAGAUUUUCAGAGCCCUAUCAGUACUCCACUGGGGCCUGGCACCUCUUUAAAGAUGCGCUAAUGUCAGUCUCUGAGACAGAUCACAGGGUCACCAGCUACAGAUUGGCGAAUAUGAUGUGGCCAUUUCUGAAACUUGGCUGAAGGAUGGCUGCCACGAGGAGCUGAACAUCCAAGGAUAUUCGGAAAGAUAGGUUUGAAACAUCAAAGAAUUUCUGAAUGGGAAUCUUAAAGAUAAAAACACAUCAAUUCUGCUGUUUUUGUCAGCUCACCAGCUCUUGAAAACAAUCAAUCUCUGACUGCAGAGGAGGAGGUGCUUGAGAAGACAGCACAGCACUCACAGCAAGGAGAAUCCGAACACGUGUUCAGUGUUGGGGUGAGAACCCUACCCUAUGGGAAAAGAUUGAUUCACCAAGUCUACGUGCGAGAGAGAUUGUUCCACAGUUUUGUGUGUGGACAGGGAUUCACUGUUGCAUCCCACAUGAUGAGACAACAGCAAGUUCAAACUGGGGAGAGACCGUUCACCUGCUCUGAAUGCGGGAAGGGAUUUACUUCGUCAUCAAAACUGCUUUCACACCAGCGAGUUCAUACCAGGGAGUUCACUUGUUCUGAAUGUGGAAAGAGAUUUACUGAGUCUUUUAAUUUACUGGUGCACCAACGAGUUCACACUGGGGAGAGACCAUAUACUUGUUCUGAAUGUGGGAAGAAAUUUACUGAGUCUUUUAAUUUACUGGUGCACCAACGAGUUCACACUGGGGAGAGACCAUAUACUUGUUCUGAAUGUGGGAAGAGAUUUACUCAGUUCGGUAACCUACUGACACACCAGCGAAUUCAUACUGGGGAGAGACCGUUCACUUGCUCUGAAUGUGGGAAGGGAUUUACUCGGUCAUCUAACCUACUGGCACACCAGCGAAUUCACACUGGGGAGAGACCAUUCACCUGCUCUGAAUGCGGGAAGGGAUUUACUUCGUCAUCUAACCUACUGGCACACCAGCGAAUUCACACUGGGGAGAGACCAUUCACCUGCUCUGAAUGUGGAAAGGGAUUUACUCUGUUAUCUAACCUACUGGCACACCAGCGAAUUCACACUGGGGAGAGACCGUUCACCUGCUCUGAAUGUGGGAAGGGAUUCACUCAGUCAGCCCACCUUGUGAAGCACUACCGAAUUCACACUACCGAGUUUAAACCGUUCACCUGCUCUGAAUGCGGGAAGGGAUUUACUUGGCCAUCAAAACUGCUUUCACACCAGCGUGUUCACACCAGGGAGAGGCCAUUUACUUGCCCUGAAUGUGGGAAGGGAUUUACUGAGUCUUCUAAUUUACUGGUGCACCAACGAGUUCACACCGGGGAGAGACCAUAUACUUGUUCUGAAUGUGGGAAGGGAUUUACUCAAUCAUGUAACCUACUGACACACCAGCGAAUUCAUACUGGAGAGAGACCGUUCAUUUGCUCUGAAUGUGGGAAAGGAUUUACUCUGCAGUCUCACUUACGGACACACCAGCGACUUCACACUGGGGAGAGGCCAUUCACCUGCUCCGAAUGUGGAAAGGGAUUUACUGGGUCAUCUAACCUACUGGCACACCUGCGAAUUCAUACUGGGGAGAGACCAUUCACUUGCUCUGAAUGCGGGAAGGGAUUUACUCGGUCAUCUAACCUACUGACACACCAGCGAAUUCACACUGGGGAGAGCCCGUUCAUCUGUUCUGUGUGUGGGAAGGGAUUUACUCAGUCAACUCACCUAAUGAGACACCAGCGAGGUCACAUUAGGGAGGGGCUAUUGACCUGCUCUGAAUGUGGGAAGGGAUUUACUCGGUCUUCUAUGCUUCUGAGGCAUCAGCGAAUCCACACCGGGGAGAGACCGUUCACCUGCCCUGAAUGUGGGAAGGGAUUCACUGAGUCAUCUAACUUACUGGUACAUCAGCGAGUUCACACUGAGGAGAGGCCAUUCACCUGCUCUGAAUGCGGGAAAGGAUUUACUCAGUCAUCUUACCUGUUGGCACACCAGCGGUUUCACACUGGGGAGAGGCCAUUCACCUGCUCUGAAUGUGGGAAGGGGUUUACUUUGUCAUCUCACCUACUGGCGCACCAGCGAAUUCACACUGGGGAGAGACCGUUCACCUGCUCUGAAUGUGGGAAGGGAUUCACUCAGUCAGCCCACCUUGUGACUCACUACCGAGUUCACACUCGGGAAAGUGUUUAAGUAAGCAGCCUGCUGGAUAUUUAACCCUCACAGCUUCUGAAUCCAGAGACACGUUCAAAAGUGACUGUUGGUGUCAGACUGUAAUUAUUGCUGCUCUAGUCACUGAGAUGGGAGGGGUUUCUUAAUGUUGAUAAAAUGGGAAUGGAGUUUAAUAUUCUGGAUCAGUGACAAAUAAAUGAGUUCUAUUUUAAG